This is a messenger RNA of Macrosiphum euphorbiae (potato aphid), 207 nucleotides long. The record is from the annotation of a GenBank genome assembly. NCBI's taxonomy places the organism in Eukaryota, Metazoa, Arthropoda, Insecta, Hemiptera, Aphididae.
AUGCCAGUGGAAGAUCAUGUGAAAAGAACUUUGAGAAAUCAACGUUCAAAAUUAAAUCCAAUUGAACCAACUAGUCUUGACAAUUUGAUCAUUGAUGAUGAGUGGUGCACUACAGGUUAUCCUGCGUAUGAAAACGUUGUAUCCACGUUGGGUUGCAUGAUAUUAUUGAUAUUACAUUAUGAUUAUGACUAUGAUACUAUAUGUUAA